AGUGCCUCCUCCUCCUUUUACUACUACACACUCUCGCUCUCUCUCUGUUUGUCAGUGCUCCUUGCUCGCAGCAGAUGGACUCCUCAGGAACAGCUUCUGGUUUUCCUGCUCUGCUCGUUGUACUUUGUGUGCGUGUGUGUGUGUGAGAGAGAGAGUGUGUGUGUGUGCGCGUUUUUAACUAGUGGAGUCGAAGCUCCUCUUUAAUCGGUGGACCUGACCUCACUGUGAGAAGGAAGAAGCCCCGUGCCCGACCAGGAUGAACGCCAGCCCCUUCCUCGCCAACAUGCAGUCCAGGAUGCAGCUGGCGAAUCAGAUCAGCGACGAGGAGAAGCUGUACAGGCACAACGGCGUCCUGUACCCGCGCAUCAUGUGCCCCGAGGACAACCUGAAGGCUCUGGAGAACUUCCAGGCCCGGGAGGACGACGUCGUGCUGGUGGCGUAUCCCAAGUGCGGUUUUAACUGGAUGGUCGGGGUGGUGAGGAAGAUCAUCGCCGAGGCCACGGGGAAGAAAACUGAAUCCAAGAUGCCGCCGCUGAUCGAGUUCUUCGGACCAGACGCCCUGAAGCUCGUGGAUCAGACUCCGUCUCCCAGGCUCCUGGGGACUCACCUGCAUCCCGACAACAUCCCCGCUUCCUUCCAGGGAAAGAAAACAAAGGCGAGGUCGGCGACUGGAGGAACCACUUCACGCCCGAGCAGAGUCGAGAGAUGGACGACGCCUUCGCCAAACACCUGGCGGGAACGAGGCUGGGAGAGAAACUCAACUACCGACUGCACUGUCAGUAGGAGGCAAGGCAGCAAGGAGAGGAGGGAGAAGGAGGACAGACCCUCCCCCUCAGUCGGACACCAGACUGGUUCUGCUUCACCUCGUCUGGACCGUAACUCCGGCCGAGACAUCGACCUUUGACCCCGUCGACGUCAGACAGACAGCGUCUCGCUUCAGGGCCCAAGGAAGCAACUCAUCACAUUUUUUCAAAUUUUCUCAUUUUUCGAUGAUGAUGGGGUCAUAUAGAUUUAAACUGCACUGUCCCCUUGUGGUCGUAUCACCACAUUGCAUGGUGGCAGACAGCAAUGUCAUAAUAAAAGUAAUUAUACAAUCAUUUUAAAAAUCAAACACUUUAUAAUCAACACUUCCAGGCUCAUUUGUCAUUGAACUGACUUGUUUGAUGAUUUUAAACUAUAUUUUUAAUCAGUUGAUCAGAAUCUGCGUUCGAGCAUCGAGCAGCAGAUAAAGUCUCAGACGUCACAUUUCUUUUUUCUCCACCAGCUACAUUGUUUGUUCAGUUGUUUUAUUCACCGGGUUCAAACACACUUGAAUUGUCUUUCACCCGGCAGCUACCUGAGCUCACGCUGAAGGAAUCUGGAAACACUGGUUUCAUUCUGUCAUGAUGAGACGAUGUAAUGUUUGUAUUAUUACACACGGUGCAGAACAUCACUGUGCAGGAUCAAGAUGAGAAAUAAAAACACUUUUUUUUCUUGA
This is a messenger RNA of Scophthalmus maximus (turbot), 1477 nucleotides long. Its product is annotated as sulfotransferase 6B1. Gene Ontology annotation, molecular function: sulfotransferase activity. Bases 257 to 904 code for a protein of 215 amino acids. The transcript has 4 exons. Gene Ontology annotation, biological process: sulfation. Lineage: Eukaryota; Metazoa; Chordata; Actinopteri; Pleuronectiformes; Scophthalmidae. The record is from RefSeq and is a predicted model, not a curated record. Gene Ontology annotation, cellular component: cytoplasm.